This is a messenger RNA of Cucurbita maxima (winter squash), 1240 nucleotides long. Its product is annotated as GDSL esterase/lipase 5-like. The record is from RefSeq and is a predicted model, not a curated record. The coding region runs from base 1 to 1122 and encodes 373 amino acids. Lineage: Eukaryota; Viridiplantae; Streptophyta; Magnoliopsida; Cucurbitales; Cucurbitaceae. The transcript is spliced from 6 exons. Gene Ontology annotation, molecular function: hydrolase activity, acting on ester bonds.
AUGGCGACUCAAAGCACUUGGCGUGGUCAACUAAUUGAGUUGCUUCUGAUCUUCUUCUACUUCUUCAACUUCAUUUCCAUAUAUUGCUUUGCUGAAGUUGAAUUCAAUGUUGUGCCUGAGAAGCAUGCUGCUUUCUUCAUCUUUGGGGACUCUUUCUUGGACGCUGGCAACAAUAAUUACAUCAACACCACAACUCUUGACCAAGCUAACUUCUGGCCCUAUGGCCAAACCCACUUCCGAUUCCCCACUGGAAGAUUUUCCGACGGUCGUUUGGUGUCUGACUUUAUAGCUGAAUUCGCCAAGCUGCCUUUGAUCCCACCCUUUCUUCAACCGGGUUUUCAUCAUUAUCAUAAUGGAGCGAACUUUGCUUCGGCUGGAGCAGGUGCUUUAUCCGAGACUUUUCAUGGGUCGGUGAUCGAGCUGAAAACACAGAUCAAGUACUUUAGGGAGGUAGUAGUGACAUGGCUGAAACGAAAGUUGGGGAAAGCUGAAGGUGGGUUGAUGCUGUCAAAGGCUGUGUAUUUGUUCAGCGUCGGAACCAAUGAUUACAUGAGCCUCUUCUUAACCGAUUCUGCUUUUCUCAAAUCCCACUCCAAAUCCCAAUAUAUUGAGUUGGUGAUUGGGAACUUGAGUACUUCCAUCAAAGAAGUAUAUGAUAGCGGGGGCAGGAAAUUCGGGUUCCUGAACUUGCCGCCUAUUGGGUGCAGUCCAGGGAUGAGAGAUGAAGAUGGCGGGUGUUUGGAAGAGCUGUCGGCGUAUACAAGUGUUCACAACCAGAGAUUGGUGAAGCUUCUUAAAGACUUGGAGAGGCAGCUGAAGGGGUUCAAAUAUUCACUCUACGACUUCAGUAGCAGCCUCACAGACAGAAUGGAAAAUCCAUUCAAAUAUGGGUUGAAGGAAGGGAAGGAGGCAUGCUGUGGAACAGGGAGAUUUAGAGGAGUUUUCAGCUGCGGAGGAAAAAGAGGAGUGAAGGAGUUUGAAUUGUGUAAGAAUCCGAAUGAACAUAUCUUUUGGGAUUCUUACCAUCUCACUGAAAACCUCCACAAACAGCUUGCUCAUGAAAUUUGGCGUGGCUCAUCCAGUCGCCAUUCCUCUCUCAAGUAUCUUUUUCAAACCAUUUGAGAACACCAUUGGCCAUGACUCUUUCUAAUGGCUAUUUUAAACUUGAAACAAUGUAAGAUCUGAAACAAAUAUACAUUUAGAAUUGAGAAUUGGGUUUUAAAAAAUGUUCUUUCAUAUU